This is a messenger RNA of Xiphias gladius (swordfish), 862 nucleotides long. RefSeq names its product catechol-O-methyltransferase a (gene comta). Bases 1 to 840 code for a protein of 279 amino acids. The transcript is spliced from 5 exons. The record is from RefSeq and is a predicted model, not a curated record. Gene Ontology annotation, molecular function: catechol O-methyltransferase activity. Lineage: Eukaryota; Metazoa; Chordata; Actinopteri; Istiophoriformes; Xiphiidae. Gene Ontology annotation, biological process: catecholamine catabolic process; developmental process; dopamine metabolic process.
AUGUCUGUGCUCACAGUGUCGGUGGUCAUUGUUGGUCUGUAUGUUUUGGGUCGUUGUUUGAUUCCCCGGUUGGUUCAGUCUAACGCCACUCUGGCUCUGCUAUGGUAUGACGCCGUGCUGGAGAAGACACUCGACCUCCUGACACGAACAACACGACCUCAGCGCCUCCUGCAGGCCGUCAGUAUAAAUGCAGUCAGAGGAGAUCCAGAUAGCGUCAUCACAGCCAUCGAUCACUUCUGUAAACACACAGAGUGGGCGAUGAACAUAGGAGAUGAGAAAGGAGCAAUCUUGGACUUGGUGGUCAUGGAAACAUCUCCAUCCACAGUGCUGGAGUUGGGGACUUACUGCGGUUACUCUGCUGUUCGCAUCACCAGGCUGUUGCCUCCAGCAACCAGGCUGAUUACCGUGGAGAUGAACCCUGAGUAUGCUCACGUGGCGCGACAGGUCAUCCAACACGCAGGUCUGCAAGACAAGGUGUGUGUGCUGGAAGGCCACUCAGCUGACCUCAUUCCCAAGAUGGCCGACAUGUUUGGGAUCCAGACGUUUGACUUUGUUUUCCUUGACCAUUGGAAGGACCGCUACCUGCCAGACAUCAGACUGCUGGAGGACUGCAGUCUGCUGGCCAGGGGUUCGGUGGUCCUGGCUGAUAAUGUGGUCUGUCCCGGAGCUCCAGACUACCUGAACUACAUCAGAUCCAACCUGAAUUACAGCAGCAGGUUCUACCAGGCCCACCUAGAGUACACCAGAGUUCUGGAUGGACUGGAGAGGUCUGAGUACCUGGGGCACAGACAGAGAGACAAACAGACAGACAAACAGGCAGGGAAAGAGACAGUCAGGUAGACAGGCAGAGAGACAGACAGGU